This is a messenger RNA of Solanum verrucosum, 505 nucleotides long. RefSeq lists its product as uncharacterized. The transcript has 2 exons. The record is from RefSeq and is a predicted model, not a curated record. NCBI's taxonomy places the organism in Eukaryota, Viridiplantae, Streptophyta, Magnoliopsida, Solanales, Solanaceae. The coding region runs from base 47 to 505 and encodes 152 amino acids.
AUAUUUCUACUUUUGAACCUUAAAAGAGGAAAAUUAUAAGAAAAUAAUGUCAAACAAGUCCCCUGUUUUCUCCAUUGCAGAAUCUCAACAUUUCAAUGACGACAACUAUGGCUUCGACCCUCAAAUUGAUUAUUUCCAGAUUUUGAAAGAAGCAAGGAAGAUUAAAAAACACAGCCACCGGCAAAAAUGGUGGAAAAAUGCUCUAUUCUUCAUAAAGUGGAAAAACACUAACGCCGGUGAUCUCAACUCCGGCAGCUUCCGCCGCCGGCGUUCUGUUUCCGGCGGAACAACUUAUGGGCCAGUGUAUGUUACUGAGAGUAGAACUGGGUCGAGCUCUCCUUGCUGGAAAACUCGCCGGCGGUCUUCGGGCCGACUCGCCGGAAUUAUGAUUCCGAGCAAGAAAAGUGAUUUGAAGAUACCAUAUAUUAAUCUUAAGGAGUUCAACGUGGAUCGGCAGGAUCGAAUUUCGAGAAUUUCACCUGCUCCCAUUUACUUGGUCACAUGA